AUGGUGCCGCCUGCCGCCGCCGACUCGCGCUCUGCCCUGCCGUCUCCGUCGGCUUCCAUCGACCAGCAUCAACACCAACACCAACACCACCAGCCCGAAUCGCGAAACAGAAAACGCCCGCAUCCACCCACCGACUACCACCCGCCCAGCCCCAGCCAGACCCCGGCAACUGUGAAGGAAUACCCCGACGCCGACGCCGACGCCGACGCCGACGCCGACGAAACCGCCGCGGCUGAGCGCACGGCCAAAGCCCAUCUGGCCGCUCUGCUGCGCGGUUAUUGCACCUACGCCAGCGCCCACCAGUGGCGCACCUGGAGCGAGAUUUUCGCCGAGGAUGCCGUCCUGACUUUCGAGUACUUCGGCCAGCUGCGUGGCCGCAGAGAAAUCUUCUGCGGCGUCGCUGGCAUGUCCCAUUUCUGGUACGACUCUACCUUCUUCUCCGACGUCCAUCUGGACCUCGAUCCCCGCCGACCCGACCAACGCGCCACGGGCACUGCCAAUCUGUGGUAUCGACGGCCAAAGAUGUCCCCAAACGCGCCCGAAACCCCGCUGAGCCCCGUGCCCGUGGAAGAUGACCAGGACGAAGACACCACCGCCGAUUGCGACUACUGCGGGCCCUAUGAGUUUGAGUUCGUCAAGGCCGGCCGAGAGUGGAAGAUCAAGACCAUGUCAUUGAAAGUCCUGAGCGAUCACAGGGAAGAUGUGGACAGGUUCUGCACGAGGUGUGACUGCAUUCCAUUGUCGACAUGCGGCACGCCAUGUCAUAUUUGA
Messenger RNA from Diplodia corticola, 771 nucleotides. RefSeq lists its product as uncharacterized. Lineage: Eukaryota; Fungi; Ascomycota; Dothideomycetes; Botryosphaeriales; Botryosphaeriaceae. The coding region runs from base 1 to 771 and encodes 256 amino acids. The record is from RefSeq and is a predicted model, not a curated record. The transcript has a single exon.